UCCGAGCUCCCCGAUGAGAUCGGCACGCUGUCCUCCUUGGAGUUUCUCAACCUUGGCAAGAACCCGCUGAGCACGCUGCCGUCCACCUUCGCCGGUCUGACGAGCCUGAAGAUCCUCUUCUUCCUCGGGUGCGAGUUCACCAAGGUGCCCGAGGUGCUCGGCGAGAUGAAGUCGCUGUACAUGCUGUCGUUCAAGGCGAACAAGGUGGAGGAGGUCCCCGCGGCCUCAAUCCCGCAUCGCACCCUCGGGUGGCUCAUCCUCAGCGACAACAACAUACAGUCGCUGCCCGACACGGUGGGCAAGUGCGAGAACAUGCGCAAGCUCCUGCUGGCGGGAAACAAGCUGACCAACGCGGGUCUCCCGGAUAACAUGGCGCACAUGACCCGCCUCGAGCUCAUCCGACUCGCGGAUAACAAUCUCACAGAGGUGCCCGCGUGGAUCGCGUCGCACCCGAGCCUCGCGUGGGUGGCGCUCGCGGCGAACCCCGCCACGGAGGCAUGGGCCGAGGACGCCAACGCGCGAGCCAUGACAUCUGAUGACGUGUCGUCGUCUGAAGGAGCGUCGAAGGUUGACGUGCCAGUCGUGGAUUGGUCGGAGCUGGGCGUGGACGAAGACGAGCCGCCGCUGGGCUCGGGCGCGUCCGGGGCCGUGUACGCCGCGACCGACCGUAACGGCUCGCGAACCGCGGUCAAGGUGUACAACCUCGGGGGUAAGACGUCGGACGGCAGGCCGCGGGACGAGAUGGCCGCGAGCGUGCUGGCGUCGAGGACGGGGUGCCGAAGCAUCGUCCGGACCACGGCGAGGUUCGUUAAAAAUGAGGAGUCCCAGGCGGAGGGAGCGCUACUGGAGGGACUGGUGAUGGAGUACCUCGACCCGGGGGAGUGGCGCUCGCUGGGUAGUCCCCCCUCGUUCGACACGGUCACCAGGGACGUCUACCCGCCGGAGCUCAAGUUGGACGCGGCGGAGGUGGUCGCGGUGGCGCGGGGUUUGGCGGCUGCGGGCGCCGCGCUUCAUACAUGUGGAUGCAUCCACGGCGACAUGUACGCGCACAACGUGCUCUUCAGGUCGUCGAAGUUCAAUGGCGUUCCCGCGGCCAAGCUCGGGGACUUUGGCGCCGCCUUCUUCUACCCGCCGGGGUCUACGAUCGGGAGGGAGUUUGAACGGACGGAGGCGAGGGCGUGG
Molecule: messenger RNA, 1182 nt
Organism: Micromonas commoda
Lineage: Eukaryota; Viridiplantae; Chlorophyta; Mamiellophyceae; Mamiellales; Mamiellaceae
Exons: 1
Biological process (GO): protein phosphorylation
Molecular function (GO): protein kinase activity; ATP binding; protein binding
Source: RefSeq, a predicted model, not a curated record